Molecule: messenger RNA, 5163 nt
Organism: Biomphalaria glabrata
Lineage: Eukaryota; Metazoa; Mollusca; Gastropoda; Planorbidae
Exons: 6
Coding region: 285-4607 (1440 amino acids)
Source: RefSeq, a predicted model, not a curated record
AACACUGUGUAACAAAGUGCCUGAUCGCGGGAACAGUUAUCUAGAUCUACACAUUUGACCUAUAACAUAUUGCUGUUUCAUUUUAUUAAUUGGCGUUUCUUUACUUAACAAACAAAAAAACAACAGAAUGCAUUUAAGUAUUUCUAUGUCUUUUCGUCUGUAUAAAAUGUACAUGUUGAUUGUAUACUGAUAUUAUUACUUGAGUGUUUACUGUGUAAUCUAAUAGAAAGCAAGGUUCGUGUGUUGGUGUAAAAGAACAACAACUUUGCCAAUGCAAAACAAACAUGGCGGAGACCGAUCAAGAAACAGGACUGUUAAAUGGAACCGUGUCACAUUCUGACGUUGCUAGUAUGAUAGAUGCUACACAUGUCCAAGUAGAUCAGGAUGGAAUGAGUGAAGAAUUGCUUCGUCAAGCUUUAGCAGAAGCCAACGCUUUUGCAUCUGUUAGCUACGCAGUUUCAGGUAACGAUUCCGAAGUUUGUGACACAGGUCAAGAUAACGCAGACGUUAAUGGUGAUCUAACAAGCGUUAAUUCUGUUGAAAAUGGCUCAGAAACACAAUUGUCUACAAAUUCUGAAGCCGUUCUUGUGCAUAAUUCAAGUAAUUUACUUAACGGGUCAUCAGAGUCCAUAUUUACAAAUGGUACUUCAAAUGUACUUGGUAUUGAAUCCAAUGGACAUUUUACAGUUGACAUAGGGUUAGAAUCCCUUCCAGAGGGCCAUAUAAUUUCAAUUCCAAAUGAUAUUAUGUCAGGUUCUGUUAUUAUUCCCGGAACACAAAAUGACCAGCUCCAGCAGUCAGUUGAUCCUCAGGUUAUUGAAAAUGAGGAAGGUCAGUUACUUCAGGAUGACUCCACCUCCAUGGAGAGUGAAUAUAUUCAAGGAAAUACCAAUGAGCAACUUUCCCAAAGUGAGACAUUUACACAUCCUAAUACUAUAACAGUGUCAGCACCGAGCGGCAUUCAAAUGUCUCAGGAAGUACUACAGAAUGUCAUUCAGCAGGUCCAAGCGCAGCAAGCUUUGGCUGCCCAGAAAAAACAUCUGACAGACACAUCUAAUUCACAACAGGAAACGAUAAGCUUUACUCUUGUAUCUCCUAGUCAACCAAAUAAUGCUUCUCCUCCUCUAGGCUCGAGUCAGAAUCCUAUACGUAUCAUCCAGCAGGGUAAUCGAUACACACCUAUGCAGCAGCUUACUGCCGAACAACUCCAGCAGAUCAUGCAAGUGGUACAACAGCAGCAUGUUAGUAAAAACUCCCAGGACAACGGAGGCUCUGUCAUAUUCAAUCCACAAACGAAUACUAGAAUAAUGUACAGAGUUAUCUACCCAUCUGAGCUACACAAGUCGCAGAAUGCAACGACAUACCAUGUCAUACGCCCAUCCACAGCUACUCAGGAACAACAGACUGCCAAUUCACAACACAAGCGACCUUACCGUAAACGGAAAGAUGUUUCAAAUAACUCUGCUGGCAUUGAGGAUGAGGAAAAAGACAAGAGUGUGAGCGAUACCCCAGAGCUCUCCAAAGAAGAAAAGGAGGAGCGAAAGAAGCAUAGGCCUCGGACACGGUCUGGUCGAGUGUCCAAACCGCCCAAACAUAUGGUUCAAGACUACAAGCACAUUCAUGUCCUAGACUGGGACGAGGAUUACGAUGAUUCUGAUGGUGGAUAUUCUGAUUUCAAACACAGCGACGAGGAAGAUAAAAUUAAACAGGAAGUUGAUGAUGAAAGCUUAGCGUCACCAGAUCUUUCAAGUAAUAGGGGAGGACGACCCAGAAACCACAGAUGUCAGACCUGCGACAAGUCUUACAUUGGCCAGGCUGGGCUGAACCGUCACUACCGGCUGAAUCCUGACCAUUGCACAAAUCCUUCAGAAAAUGGCAGCAUCUCUUCAUUACACAAUGGCUCUUUAGAUGGAGAAGAUAGUAAAGAUGCCUCCCUCUUGCAGGAUGGCAGCUCGUCUCACAUGUCCGACACCACAGCGGAGGUGUCCAAAAUCAAUGAUGGGAUGGAGAACUUCUCAGAAGACUCCAACACCCAGGACUCGCUGAAUUCCAUUGGCGCCACCUCCCCGGUUGUAAAGAGAGGUCGGGGCCGAGGAGGCUACAGGGGGCGUUGGGCUCACUGGAAACAAAACGCUCAGCUUAGGAGAAAAAGUAAAUUAAAAGAGUUAAUAAAACAAUGCAAAGAUGAGGAACUGAUGGAGGUGGUCCUACCAAGGCUGGUCAACAGCGUCUCUGUUUGGGAGUUUUUGAUGAUGAAGUCUGAGAAAGGUGGAUCCAGACCGCAGGUGGAUGUAAUCUACAGAGAGUUUGAGUCUCUAAGACAACAUGUCCAGAAGGCCUGUGCUGACUACAUGAAACCUUUGAGUCCAGAGGAACUUGUGGAUGACAACUUACAGUGUAAAAUGAUCAAAGUGUCUGACAAAAAUUUGGCAACAUGUUUAGGCUUGGAUACAUUGACCUACAGAGUCCGAGAAAUGCCACCUGGUGACAGUAACUCCUUUUCUUCUCUGCAUAAUAAACUGUCCGCUGCAGCAUUGACUGUUGUAUCCAAUACUAAACCAACUUCAGAUCAACCAGAUGCCAAGCGUUCAGGUUCUGAGGUGCCCUUAGAACAAGGGCAAAAUCAGGUGAAGAAGCCGAAAAUAAGUACUUAUGUCUCCUGGGAUAGAUUGUCUCAGCCUGCGAAUGUGAAUGCAUCAGUGGUCACGUCACAACAGGGUUCAUCCCUCGAAGAGAAAACAAUUAUUUCAAGGUCUGAUUCUUCAUUGUCGUCUGUUUCUUCUCUUUCCUCGUCGUCCGUGACAUCCCCACAGUUAAACUUUUCUACUGCAGUGACCUCAUCCACUGUGACAACAUCUUCAUCUCCCCCAACGUUCACCUCAUCGGUUUCCAAGCCAGUCUCUGUGUCGUCUGUCACUGUCAGAUCCCCUUUUGUUCAUAUAGCAUGCCCAACCACAGUCUCGUAUGUCCUGGCUGACUCAAAAGGGCAGCAUCUUCUUGGGGCAAACAAAGGGGCCAGCAAAGGUCAGUCUGUCCCUGUCCUCAUCACCCCUCAGCUGACCACUGGGCAAAUUUUGCCAACUAUCUCCAGUGUCCAACCAAAAAUCUUAGUAGCUACACCACAAAGUCAGCAGGCCUCGAUAGCAGCCACCACUGCGAGCCAACAGCCAAAUGCGACAACUUUACUUUUGGCAACAGCUGCACCUCCUUCAGCGCAGCACAGAGUGGUGGUUAGGCAACCCCCCCAACAAACCAAGAUUCUUGUGCCCAGUCAGUCCACUGUGGGCAAACCUCAGGGCAUGUCAACCAUUUCAUUGUUCAGCACAACAGCCAGCCCCUCGGUCAGCCACUCUCGGUCGAUACUGAGCCAGGCGAAACCUGCAGAAGUCAAGGUUUCCAGGCAGCUCUUCCAUGACACCACAUCCUCGACUAUUUCCACCUCUGUUGCGCUCUCCAAUGGCCGCAGCAGUAACAAAACGGCUAGCUUAUUAUCGACUUCUCAAACAGUAUUCCAGCCACAUUUGCCUGCUAGGACUACAACUGUUCCGGCCAUCUCUCCAAUAGUCAGUAGCAACACGACAGAGGCUACUAAACCCAAACCAGUGCUUUCCACUAGGACUUUGGUGACCCCUCCCUCAGGUCAACAGUUCAUUGCCAGUCCAAACAAAGCAACUGGGGUCCAGGUGAUUGUCUCUGAGUCAGAAAUGGACGACAUUGAGGUACUGAAUUCUCUGGGUUUCACCGAUGAUCUUAGCACACUGGCGGUCUCUGCUGAUAACUUGAAUGGCACGCUCUCAACAACCGACCUCGUCUCUGUCUCCAGUGUCACAGAGGCAGAUUCUUUCCUUCACCCCCAGGCCACAGACUCUAAUUGUAAAUAUGUCACAACAGGUGAGGCUUCUGUCACAUCCUCACCGUCCUUUGGUAUGAUACAAAAUGGAACCAUUAGCGUACUGGAUGGCAUGGCGUACAUUAACGGCAGCUCAACAGAUUUCUCGACCAAUUCCUCGCCCCCAAUUAGUAUCAAAGACAGCAGCAACGUCAGUGCUGGGACAUUGGUGGUAUCCAGUGCCACAUCCACUGGAGAUUUUAUCAUUUCUAAAUCCCAAAUGGGCUUUAGCUCCACCAUGCUCCACUCCAGCCCUUACACCAAUGGAGGUAGCCAGGAUAUUAAGACUGAGUCUUUGAACAACUCCUCGAUGAUAUUAGCAGACAUGUCGGGACUGCAGUAUGAACAGGCCGAUGCCUCUGUUCAUCUGAAUGGCAGAUCCCUACUACAGUCUGUAGAGACUCCAGAGGACUCUAUCAACUUGCUGUCUGAUAAUCUGCCAGUGUCCGAACCUCCGGAUGCUGAUGCUCACUUUCUGGACACAAGGGAUAGUGGAAUGCCCAGCGGGGACGAGGUAGAUAACCAGAUUUAUUUGUCUGAGGGAACAAAUAUUUAUCAAACAGAAGAUGGUACUAUAAUUAUUCAGAGUGCCGACGGCAACACCUAUCAGCUUCAAGGUGCCCAGGGCCUGUCUCUGGAAACCGUCCAGGCUCUGCUGUCUGGUCAGCUGAACCAGCUGACUGAAGAUACCGGAUCAGGUGGUGUUCAAAUGCUUUAAGUACUUUCACUGUCCAGUGUAGGUCUUUCCUCAGUACAGAGUUGUAUUUUUUUUUUUAAACCAGUUUAUUUGUUUUCUGUUUUUGUUUCACCUCAUGAAGGUGUGUGGAGAAACAUAGUCACAGCUCCGUGUUGGUAACUUAAUCAAAGGAAGAGAGAAUUGUAUAUUAAUGGUUGUGACUAAACUACUUCUAGAGGAACUUGAAAAAGUCAUUCAAGUUAGAGUUGAGAUAGCAUAAUGGAUUCUGUUUCUUAAGUCAUUUUGGGGGGGGGGGGGGGGGGGUAUCUGGGCCUUGCAUUGGCUUAUUCUAUUUUGCAUAAAUAUAUGCACUAAUCUAAGGGAGCCUCCACACUGCUUAUGGUUACUAUACAUUGUUGUUAUCUGUUGGUAUGGGUUAAAGUUGACUGGGAUAAGAUAUUUACUUACAAGUUUACUGUCCUUUAUUUGAUUCAUACAUGAAGACACAAACACAUUUACACACACACACACACACAGUCAAUUAAUUCUCUAUUGUUGUAGUCCAACACUUGAGUUGAAAUAAAAACAUAUUUACAUG